AUGGCAGAUUCUAACUAAUUUAAUAGUUCAAGAAAUGGUAAUUAAAACAUAAGUUUUCUAGAUUAAUCUGACUAAAAUAGUAGCACGAUAUUUAGAUCACAAAACUUGAACAAUAGAUCUCAGAAUACUACUUUCGCAAGGUUUAAUUAAUAAGAAAAUGGUAUUUAUGAUGACGAUGAUUUUAAUACGCAUUCUAUAUUCAAAAUUAACUAUAAUGUAAGAGACUAAUAAUAAAAGAGCUAAUCAAGCUCUAAAAAAGUAUUAGAUAAAGGUGAUAGGUAUAUUUAAUACAAAGCAGAAGAAGAAGAAGAGGAAGUUAUCCCAGAUUAUCCAGAUAAAUUAUUUGCUGAAAAAUAUGAUUACAAAAAAUAUUUUGAAAUAAUAAAAAAUGAUUCUAGAAUUAAAAAAACAAUCAGGAUUAAGCACUUUAAUAACAAAACAAUAUAAGGAAAAGAACCAAAGAGACUGCCGCUCCCAAACGAUUUGAAAUUAGAUCCUAAUGACUUAGCUUUUAAUCUUCCAAAGUCAAAUAAAUCAGUUCAUUUUGAUAUAAAUAAACACCCUGACAAGGAAAAAUAACAAUUAGUAGUGGAAGAACAAUUGUAUUAUUCUGAAUACUUACACUAAAAUAAGGCUUAGUAUGUAAACUAGGAUCAAUAUAUUAAUAAGAUGGCUAUAGAUGAAAAUAUUUUAUUUAAAAAGAAGAUAAAAAACACUAAAUAGUUAUUUUAAAAUCUCAUUUUCAUUACAAGUAUAGAAGAGAAGAUUCUUUAUGGGCAAACUCAAGAGAUUCAAAGCUUUUUAAAUUAGUUGUAGGAUUUUGAUUCAUCUGCUAUCUCUUUGUAGAAGAUUUAACAAGAAGAAUAUAAGAAGCAUUUUGAUAACUUUUUUAACAUCGUGAAUAAUUUUAUUAAUAAAAUUGAUAAUAAUAUUAUAUCUAAACGUGAUGAUGUCUUAAAUUAAAACUUAUUAGAGUAGGCUGUUCUAUAAAGUUGCUUUUUAAACAAAAAAAAUAUCUAGUUCUUAAUUGAAAAUUUUUUCUCAAAGAAUGACAACUAGUUUAACUGUUUAGGAGAUUUUAGAAAACUAAAUGAUGUUGAUAAUUUGCUGACUAAUUAAACAAAUUUAAGAAAAUAUAUGCUAACUAUAAAUAAAAUCCUUAAACAUUUUAAUAUGAAAAUGUCAGUCACUCAUGAUUAUGAAAACUGGCACUUUGACCUGAAUAAUAAAGGGAAAACAUACAUUAAAAUUCUGAUUGAAAAAAGUAUUGAUAACGAAGAAGAAAUUUAUAUUCUUUAUGACGACAAAUUAAAAAAAAGAUUAACAACUUUAUUACCUAAACAAGAAAUACCUUCUACAAAUGAAAUUAUAUCAAAUCAGAAUUAAACCUUUCAAAAUUAAGACAACUAGACUCUUCUUAAGGGCUAAUAAAGAAAUUUCAAAAAGCCGUAAUAGUAGCAAGAAUAAUCACUUUAAAUGCAAUAGAUAAAGGAAAAUUAAUCUUAUUUUAGUCAAGCUAGUUAAUUUGAGUAAUCUUCUCAUCUUAACAGACUUUAUAAUCCAAACAGCAUUGUUUAAACAAAUUGCUGUGAGAGAAAAAUCGAAGUGAGUCAACUUUUGCAUGUUGAUAGAUGCAAGCACUAUUUAUGUAAGGAGUGUCUAAUUGAUCCUAUGAAAACCUCAGCUGAUACUUGCUUAUCUAAAAAUUGCAUGACAAAAAUAACUAAUAAUGAAUUAUUGAGAGUAUUAGAUUCCUUAGAGUAAAUUAUAAAUAUAAAAUGCUCAAACUGCGAUUCUAGCGAGUUUUUAGGAUCUUUAAAUUAUAAUAUUACAUGCAAGCCUCCAUUCAGUUUUUAUAAUAACUAAAUUUGUAAGUAAUGUAAGGAAAAAAAAGAAAUGGAAACUAAUAAAAAUAAAUGUCCUGUAUGUAAAUCUUGCGAUUUAACUCCUGUAGAAAGAUCUAAAUAUUUACAAUGUAAAAAUUGUAAAUUUCUGAAGUGUAAAAAUUGUAAUUUGGUAAUCGACAGGCAAUAAAAAAGAUAGGAAUAUUGCAAAUGUCGCUGUCUUGCAUGCUUAGAAAUUAAAAAAAAUGAAUCAUAGGAUAAAUAAGAAAGUAAUUACUUGUUUUGCUAAGAUUGUGAUGAAACUUGUUGCAUAUGUAGAGUAUAAAGGCGUAAAUAAAAUGCUUAUCGUUGCAGAUAAUGCAAAUUCUUUGCUUGCAUACCUUGCAUUCUAAAAAUUACUUGCAUCAAAAACUCUAAUUCCAAGCAAAUAGAAAAGUGUACUCAUUUCAUGAAGCAUUAUUAACUUAUGGAAAAAAAUUAACUCCCAAAAAUUGAAAUCCCUGAUUUAGAAAAUUUAGAAAAGCAUAAAAAUUGA
This is a messenger RNA of Tetrahymena thermophila SB210, 2379 nucleotides long. RefSeq lists its product as hypothetical. NCBI's taxonomy places the organism in Eukaryota, Ciliophora, Oligohymenophorea, Hymenostomatida, Tetrahymenidae. The transcript has 4 exons. The record is from RefSeq and is a predicted model, not a curated record.